UCUGCACGCUGAACAACAGUGAAACGGCAAGAAAGAAAUGGUGGCGUUACUUUAAUUUUGUUAGAAACUCCGUUUUUAAUAUUUAAAAAUUUAACCAACUUUCAUUUCUCGAUACGUUCACGAAUAAUAAUUGUGUGCCAGUUUCUCGUUAACCUCCGUAGUCUCGAAAAAGUGUGUGGAAAUACACCUCACAGACACUAUAACCUAACAAUUGUUCAGCGUUUGUGUUUAAUCGUGAAUCGUAAGAAUGGCAAUGAACGAAGAUUUCAGUUUUACUGAGUUGUGUAGAUUAUGUUCGUUGAAGAGCAGUCACCAACUUCAAAUUUUCGACAAAGAAGGCGAACAGAGACAAUUACUUUUUAAAAUACGUUCCUGCAUUCCUGCUGUAAUAACGAAAGAGGACGCUUUGCCCAAAAAUAUUUGUCAGAGAUGCGUAUACAAAUUGGAUAUGUUUUACGAGUUUCGGGUGAGCUGCAUGACGACCGAUACUGUGUUAAAAAAUUACGCGGACAGUUUGAAGCAUCUCGCUGCAUCGGUAAACCAGGGCACUGAUAAGGACAAGAUGUCUAAUGGUAGCCAGCAACAACAGCGAUCGGCUUAUGUGGAAGCGCAUGCUGUGGCUCAUGCUGCAGUACAGCAACACAUGGCACAACAAGCUGCCCAAGCGAGGCUUGCUGGCCCUGGUCCACCUGCGACACCUCAGACACCUAAUCCAACCUUUACCUUACCCGAUGAUGGUUUGGGUUAUGACGACGGUGUACGCGUACUCCGCUCUAUCGGAACAUGGUCUCCAGAUUACUCAGCAGCAAUGCGUCCUGGUGGUGUAAUGCCUCCGUUUCCUGGUGCAAUGGAUCAGCAGUUUGGGAGUAGGGCCCCUACAGUAAAUCAGCCAUUAAGAACUACGAACAAUGUAACGUCUCGUCCGGGAUUUGCGUCAAAGGCCACAAAUACAGGUGAACCGGCGACAAAGGCGUUCGCCUGUACCGUUUGUGGCAAAGGUCUUGCUCGUAAGGACAAACUCGUUAUUCACAUGCGUAUUCAUACAGGGGAGAAGCCGUAUUCCUGCGAAGUUUGCGGUAAAGCAUUUGCCCGCAGAGAUAAACUAGUUAUUCACAUGAACAAGUUGAGACACAGACCGGGAGUGGCGCCACUUUCUACACCUACAGCUCCGAAUUCGGAUCAACAGCAGCAACAACAGCAGCAGCAGCAACAAGCUCAGCAACAACAACAGCAGGCACAACAACCGCAGCAGCAACAACAAUCUCGGCAGGAUACUAUACAUAAGUUGAAGGAAGAACCAGUUAGUUGGGCGUGUGAAUUAUGCGGUCGAGCAUUAGCCACAAGAGAGGAGUGGAUGCAACAUGCUCGUUCUCACUUGGAAGCAUCGGCUCCGCCACAACAUGCAGCACCAUAUUUCCCGGGAUCUACAGCUCCUCCGCAAGCGUACGCAUCUGAGAGGCAUUUCUGUCUUAUGUGCCGUACAGAUUUUACAGAUAAGGCUGAAUUUAUGUUCCACGUACGUUCCCAUUUCGAACCUCACGCGCAGCAAACGCCAUCUCAGCAUUCGAGUGGUAAACAAGGAAGCGAUCCUGCAACGGCCGAAUUGAUCGCGCGUGGACUGGUCGAUCCUUCGGGAUUAUGCAGCUAGAAU
Messenger RNA from Bombus pyrosoma, 1651 nucleotides. RefSeq names its product endothelial zinc finger protein induced by tumor necrosis factor alpha-like. Gene Ontology annotation, biological process: regulation of transcription by RNA polymerase II. The coding region runs from base 248 to 1648 and encodes 466 amino acids. Gene Ontology annotation, molecular function: RNA polymerase II cis-regulatory region sequence-specific DNA binding; DNA-binding transcription factor activity; zinc ion binding. Lineage: Eukaryota; Metazoa; Arthropoda; Insecta; Hymenoptera; Apidae. The record is from RefSeq and is a predicted model, not a curated record. The transcript has 6 exons. Gene Ontology annotation, cellular component: nucleus.